This is a messenger RNA of Macrosteles quadrilineatus (aster leafhopper), 680 nucleotides long. Its product is annotated as peptidoglycan-recognition protein LF-like. Bases 1 to 465 code for a protein of 154 amino acids. The record is from RefSeq and is a predicted model, not a curated record. NCBI's taxonomy places the organism in Eukaryota, Metazoa, Arthropoda, Insecta, Hemiptera, Cicadellidae. Gene Ontology annotation, molecular function: N-acetylmuramoyl-L-alanine amidase activity; zinc ion binding. The transcript has 3 exons. Gene Ontology annotation, biological process: peptidoglycan catabolic process.
AUGCAGUACCCUUUGCACGCAGUGUUCAUAACCAGUACAGAGACAGAACCGUGCAACAGCCAGGAAGAGUGUGCAAGAGUUGUACAGAACCUGCAGACGACACAUCAGUACUACAAGUUACAGGACUUGCCAUACAGCUUCCUAAUCGGAGGAGAUGGCCGAGUCUAUGAGGGGAGGGGAUGGGCCCAUUCCAUCUCUCCGCCAUUUGAAGUCCACCCUGAGUCUCAAUGGAAGAGCAUUAUUAUUGCUAAAAUCGGUCCUCGUUCAGUGGCUGACCCCUGCAAGUUCAUGGAGAGGGCGGUUGGUAGCCUGAUAGACAAUGCAAUCCGAGAGAGACGCAUCGACUACGACACCAACUACUAUUUUCAAGAAAACGACGAGGCGAUGAAAAACUUCCCGUUUCACAGAUUUAAACAGAUAAACUUAAAUAACGUUAAGAAAGUUGAUGUUAAAAAACUGCUUUAGCUUGUGUACACUUAUGUUUUUUAAGAGUAAGAGUAUAACAAAGAAGACUCCCAAUAUUCCUAACUUGGUUCCGGUAUUCAGUUCAGUUGGAAUUGACAAAUAUUUUGAGAGGAAAAACUUAAAUAGAUAAUGUCAUCAAGUAUUUCUAAAAUUACAGUAUUUCUAAGUAAGUAAACUAAAAUUUAGAGAGUAAAUUUUUGUUUAGAAUCCUUGAA